Messenger RNA from Penicillium malachiteum, 306 nucleotides. RefSeq lists its product as uncharacterized. Lineage: Eukaryota; Fungi; Ascomycota; Eurotiomycetes; Eurotiales; Aspergillaceae. The transcript is spliced from 3 exons. The record is from RefSeq and is a predicted model, not a curated record. Bases 1 to 306 code for a protein of 101 amino acids.
AUGGUCACUUCAUCUAUUGACGCGAAUCCUCUCGACCCCAACACUAUGCACAAGUACGGGCAAACUAGCUCACAAACUCACAAACUCAAUGAUCUGGACAUGAUCAUCGAGCGAAAUGUUGCGCCAUCUCCACAAGCGAUGUGUGCUGAACUCGCUCACCAACAUGCUCUUGAAGAUCUUCAUGAUAUGACAGAGCAUACAUCCGAACAGAGUAACUCAGCAUCCAGAACCGAACAAAACAAAGAUGCUAGUUCAACUCGUCGAUCCUCCGAACAGGGCGCUGAGCCUCGUAAGCCUGAGGAGUAA